Rangifer tarandus platyrhynchus (Svalbard reindeer) is the source of this 2913-nucleotide messenger RNA. Lineage: Eukaryota; Metazoa; Chordata; Mammalia; Artiodactyla; Cervidae. The record is from the annotation of a GenBank genome assembly.
AUGCCAAAAAAGGGCAGUGAAACAGACAUUGAUGAAGGUCUUUACUCUAGACAGUUAUAUGUCCUCGGCCAUGAGGCUAUGAAGCAUCUCCAGGCAUCCAGUGUGCUGGUAUCAGGACUUUGGGGCCUAGGGGUGGAGAUUGCCAAGAAUGUCAUCCUUGAUGGUGUCAAAGCUGUCACCCUGCAUGAUGAGGGCACUGCUCAGUGGGCUGACCUCUCGUCCCAGUUCUACCUGCGAGAGGAGGACAUUGGUAAGAGCCGUGCUGAGGCAUCACAGCCCCACCUUGCUGAACUCAACCACUAUGUGCCAGUCAGCACAUACACUGGUGCCCUUGUUGAAGACUUUCUUAGUGGUUUCCAGGUGGUGGUCCUUACCAACUCUCCUUUGGAGGACCAGCUGAAGGUGGGUGAGUUCUGUCACAGGCAUGGAAUCAAGCUGGUGGUAGCAGACACUCGAGGUCUGUUUGGGCAAUUGUUCUGUGACUUUGGAGAGGAAAUGAUCCUCACAGAUUCCAAUGGGGAACAGCCUCUCACUGCUAUGGUUUCUAUGGUUACCAAGGGCAACCCUGGUAUUGUCACUUGCCUGGAUGAAUCCCGACACGGAUUUGAGAGUGGUGACUUCGUCUCCUUUACAGAAGUUCAGGGCAUGAAUGAACUCAAUGGCAUCUGUCCACUAGAGAUCAAAGUCCUGGGUCCUUACACCUUUAGUAUCUGUGAUAGCUCAAAUUUCUCUGAGUAUAUCCGUGGAGGCAUUGUCAGUCAGGUCAAAAUAGCUAAGAAGAUCAGCUUUAAAUCCUUGCUCAACUCACUGGCAGGGCCAGACUUUGUGAUAACAGAUUUUGCCAAGUAUUCUCGCUCUGCUCAACUGCACAUUGGUUUCCAGGCCUUGCACCAGUUCUGUGCUCAGCAUGGCAGGUCCCCUCGGCCCCACAGUGAGAAGGAUGCAGCAGAACUGGUGACCCUAGCAGAGGCUGUGAAGGCUCAAGCCCCGCCAGCAGUGCAGCAAGACAGUUUGGAUGAAGACCUCAUCAGGAAGCUGGCUUACGUGGCUGCUGGGGAUCUAGCACCCAUGAAUGCCUUCAUUGGGGGCUUGGCUGCUCAGGAGGUUAUGAAGGCCUGCUCUGGAAAGUUUAUGCCUGUUAUGCAGUGGCUGUACUUCGAUGCCCUUGAGUGUCUCCCUGAGGGCCAGGAGGCUCUUUCAGAGGACAAAUGCCUUCCAUGCCAGAACCGUUACGAUGGGCAGGUGGCUGUAUUUGGCUCCGGCCUGCAAGAGAAACUGGGCAAGCAGAGAUACUUCUUGGUGGGUGCAGGGGCCAUUGGCUGUGAACUGCUCAAGAACUUUGCCAUGAUUGGGCUAGGUUGUGGGGAUGGUGGGUCAAUCACGGUAACAGACAUGGACAUCAUCGAGAAGUCAAAUCUGAACCGACAGUUUCUGUUCCGUCCUUGGGAUGUCACGAAGUUGAAGUCUGAUACAACUGCUGCAGCUGUGAGCCAAAUAAAUCCACACAUCCGGGUCAUAAGCCAUCAGAUCCGUGUGGGCCCUGAGACAGAGCAUGUGUAUGAUGACGACUUCUUUCAAAACCUGGAUGGUGUGGCCAAUGCCCUGGACAAUGUGGAUGCCCGCAUGUACAUGGACCGCCGUUGUGUUUACUACCGUAAGCCACUUCUGGAGUCAGGAACACUGGGAACCAAGGGUAAUGUACAAGUGGUUAUCCCCUUCCUGACAGAGUCAUACAGCUCCAGCCAGGACCCUCCUGAGAAGUCCAUCCCCAUCUGCACGCUGAAGAACUUCCCGAAUGCCAUCGAGCACACGUUGCAGUGGGCUCAGGAUGAGUUUGAAGGCCUUUUCAAGCAGCCAGCAGAAAAUGUCAACAAAUACCUUAUAGACGCCAAGUUUGUGGAACGAACACUGUGCCUGGCAGGCACCCAGGCUCUGCAGCUUACAGGUUCAGGAGCCCCUUUCUGGUCUGGGCCUAAAUGUUGCCCACACCCGCUUAUCUUUGAUGUCAACAAUCCCCUGCAUCUGGACUACGUGAUAGCUGCUGCCAACCUGUUUGCCCAGACCUAUGGGAUGAUGGGCUCUCAGGACCGGAGUGCUGUCACCAAACUCAUUCAGUCUCUGCAGGUCUCUGAGUUCACCCUGAAGUCUGGCAUCAGGAUCCAAGUUUCUGACCAGGAGCUGCAAACCAGUUCCUCCGUUGAUGAUAACCGCCUACAGGAGCUCAAGGCCAUGCUGCCCACCCCAGAGAGCCUUUCUGGGUUCAAGAUGUACCCCAUCAACUUUGAGAAGGAUGAUGGCACCAACUUCCACAUGGAUUUCAUUGUGGCUGCAUCCAAUCUCCGGGCAGAGAACUAUAACAUUCCCCUCGCAGACCGACAUAAGAGCAAGCUGAUUGCAGGGAAGAUCAUCCCAGCCAUUGCUACAACCACAGCAGCUGUAGUUGGCCUUGUUUCUCUGGAGCUGUACAAAGUGGUACAGGGACACCAACAGCUUGAGUCCUAUAAAAAUAGCUUCAUCAACUUGGCCCUGCCCUUUUUCUGCUUCUCUGGGCCCCUUGCCCCACGCUGUCACCAGUUUUAUAACCAAGAGUGGACACUUUGGGAUCGCUUUGAGGCCCAGGGGCUGCAGCCUAAUGGUAAAGAGAUGACCCUCAAGCAGUUCCUUGACCACUUUAAGUCAGAGCACAAAUUGGAGAUCACCAUGCUGUCCCAAGGUGUAUCCAUGCUCUACUCCUUUUUCAUGCCACCCAGCAAGCUGAAGGAACGGAUGAAUCAAUCGAUGACAGAAAUUGUGAGUCGAGUAUCAAAGCGAAAGCUGGGACACCACGUGCAAGCAUUGUUGCUUGAGCUGCGCUGCAAUGAUGAGGAUGGCAAAGAUGUGGAGGUUCCUUAUGUACAAUACACCAUUCACUAA